Molecule: messenger RNA, 4807 nt
Organism: Poeciliopsis prolifica (blackstripe livebearer)
Lineage: Eukaryota; Metazoa; Chordata; Actinopteri; Cyprinodontiformes; Poeciliidae
Product: myogenesis-regulating glycosidase-like
Exons: 6
Coding region: 242-2320 (692 amino acids)
Biological process (GO): skeletal muscle fiber development; carbohydrate metabolic process
Molecular function (GO): hydrolase activity, hydrolyzing O-glycosyl compounds
Source: RefSeq, a predicted model, not a curated record
GUACGAUCGAUACGUUGGUUGACAUCUCGACUGUGUGGACACGCCAAGUGACCUCGGCCACUCAACGGCAGAGAUAAGGUUUCGACAUAUCAGUCGUUAUCCAGAUAUGAAGACAUUAAGAAUUUGCAGGUAGACUUCAGCUGCCAGCGAGAUCAUUCUCAAGAAGCACUGAUACCAAGUGAGCAGCUGUCGCACCGCCACCAAACCUGCUUCUUUUCACACCUUUAUACAAGAUUUCAGCAUGUAUCAGAUUGUUCCAGGAGCUCCUGGAGAGCAGCAUGUGAUUGACAGAGCCCAUGGCUCCCCACGGAAAAAGAAAUUUGGAGAGGAUAGCCGGCCGAUGGUGCUGGCAGGUCUGUUGGGUGGUGUGCUGGUUCUGGCCGCUGUCAUCGCCUGGUUCUAUUAUUCAUUGUCUCUUCGUAAAGCCCAUCUGCUGAAGGCCGAGUCACUGGACCUGAAAAAAGAUGGCUACGUUAUACGGAACCAAGCCGGGGAGGCUGUCUUCAGCAUGGCAUUCAGGUCUGGCGCUCUAGAUCUGGACUCCUGCACAAAGGAGGGACAUAUUCUCAGCUGUACUCGGUCAGAAACUGGCAAGCUGAACUUUUUCAUCCAGACAGUUAGAGAAAAGGACACGGUAAUGUGCUAUCGCAUUCACUGGGAGGAGCUGAUGGAUAUGAGCUCUGUGGAACAUGCCAUGGCCUACAAUAACUCUCACUGGUACGGAGGAGCAGAGAUGGCAACGCAGCACUGGCCUAUAAGAAACCAAGGCGAAAAGGAACCGUCUCCUUUCAUCACCAGCGAUGUUUACUCCAAUCGAAAUGCAUUUGGGGGAAUCCUUGAGCGUUACUGGCUGUCUUCCAAUGCAACCGCAAUAAAGAUUAAGGACUCUGUCCCUUUUCAUUUGGGCUGGUCAGAGAAGAGCAAGACUCUCAGAUUUGUGGCCCGAUACCAGGGCUCUCCUUUUAAACCACCGGUGGGACAUUCCGGCUUCCCUGAGCUCAGCUACAGGGUCUGUGUGGGGCUGGAUCUCACAUCACUUCACAAAUAUAUGGUGCGUCGAUACUUUCCAAAGCCCAUCAGGGUUCCAUCCCAGGAAUUGUUCAAAAAGCCAGUGUGGUCCACUGGGGCUUUUUAUAAGACAGCUGUAACUCAGGAGAAGCUGCUGCGCUACGCAUCAGACAUCAUUAAAUAUGGCUUUAAGUGGUCCCAUUUAGAGCUGGAUGACCGCUACACCACUGACUAUGGAGAGUUUGACUUUGACCCCCAGAAGUUCCCCAAUGCCAGCGGUAUGUUUGAAAAACUCUUUAAAGAUGGAUUUCAGGUGACGCUGUGGACACAUCCUUUUAUCAACUACGACUCUAUAAAUUUCGGAGUUGCUCUGGAGAAAGGACUGUUUGUCCACGAGCGAAGCGGAGAACUGCCCGCCCUGGUCCGAUGGUGGAAUGGGAUUGGAGGCAUCUUGGACUUUACAAACCCAGAAGCUAUUACAUGGUUCUUGUCACACUUAAAUUCCCUCACAAGGCGCUAUAAUGUGACGUCAUUCAAGUUUGACGCAGGGGAAACGACCUACCUCCCUCGUGAUUUUAGCACUCUGAUCCCUCUGUCUGACCCCUCCACCUUCACCCGGCGCUAUGCCGAGAUGGCCAUACCUUUCAGUUCACAUGCCGAGCUCCGUGUGGGUUACCAGAGUCAGAAUAUCUCCUGUUUCUUCAGGAUCAUUAACAGAGAUUCAGUUUGGGGAUAUGAGCUUGGCCUCAAGUCUAUCAUCCCCACUGUUCUGACUAUAAGCAUUCUGGGAUACCAGUUUGUCUUACCAGACAUGAUAGGAGGAAAUGCGUACCCCAACCGAACUACAGGUUUGGUAAAUGAAACACAUGCUCUGCCAGACAAAGAGCUGUACAUCCGAUGGUUAGAGCUGUCCGCUUUUAUGCCUGCCAUGCAAUUCUCCAUACCACCAUGGGCUUAUGGCGAUGAGGUGAUUCAGAUUGCACGGACAUUUUCAGAGCUCCAUGAAACUGAGGUGGCUCCUAGGGUUCUUGAGCUGGCAGGGGAAGUUGUCGGUACUGGAGACCCCAUCAUAAGGCCUCUGUGGUGGAUCGCCAAAGACGACGAGGCAGCCUUUAAGAUUGACUCCCAGUUUCUGAUUGGGGAUGACCUUUUGGUGGCUCCAGUGUUGGAGCCAGGAAAACAAGAGAGGGACAUUUACCUCCCAGCAGGUCACUGGAAAAGCAAAAAAGGAACAUACAAAGGUCCCAUGUACCUCACUGACUACCCUGUGGAUCUGGAUGAGUUAGCUUACUUUUUAUGGGUUGAGACAUAAAAAAAUAACUUUACAGAAAGAUGCACUGACAGAUGCACUGUAUCUUCAGCAAGUAAGCCAGUAAAUGACACAGAAUGUUUGCUUUCUAAAGGGAAAGUUCACAUUUUGGUGGAUGUUGUGUCUAUGCAUCCAACAAGCUGCUCUUCUUUGCCUGAAUAAAUAAAUUCCCUUUUUGAAGAGAUGCACCAAUCAGAUCUUUACUGACCAACACAGGUCUCUGAUUUUCUUUGAAGUUAGACCUGCUGAUUUACAUAUUUUCCGUAAGAACUUUUAACACGUUGAAAAAAACAUGUCAUGUUAGAAAAUUUAAUUCAGGUCCAGAACUCCACUGUGACCAGCCACACAAGAAACUAUUCUGAAUAUGUGCAAAAAAAGAAGCUAAAACUGUCAAAUUUGACCUGAAGAAAAUAAUUUUAUUCUUCUUUCUUGCAACUCUGAAAGUGGGAACUAAUUUUUCUGCUCUUGUGGAAUAUGUAUGAGCCUUUAAUCUCAUUUUCCUUGCGGUACACAAAUAUAGGAUGUAAUUUAAUUCACUGACUGUCAAUGUCUUGGCAUUUUGAAGACAGUAAGAUAAAAGGGCAGUAAAAAGUGACAUCCUUGGUCAGGGAACACUUUGAAUUCACAUUCUUUAUCCCGGUAUGCAUACACUAUUCAAACAUGGAUCUUUAGCUUUUAUAAGUUUAAUAAAUAAAAAGAAAAUCAGAAUCUGCUUUGCAAAUUACUGAUCAGAGCCAAUCAAGCCAGAUAUGGUUAUUGAUUUGUGCAUCUCGUUUUUAGUUUUCUUUACAUUUUUAUGCCAAACCUCAUCCUCAUGUGCCUUCCAUCAAGCGAAUCCUUGAUAGUGCCAUAACUAAAGCCUUCCUUUGUAGUGCAGAAAACUAAUCCUCAAUGCCUAACACCAUCAGCUUUAGAUGACAUGCAACUAGGGUCAUGGUUGUUUUUCUAAACUAAACUAAAAUGCAGGGUAGCUCAGAUAACUGUGCCAUAAGAUAAGGAGUACAUCUGCUGGAGGCUUUCUGGAUGCCAAUAUGGAUCCUGACUUGGGCUUUUGGACCUCUGGUAAAAGUGCUUGUCUGAACUUACCAACUUUUCAGCUGCCCAAGUUAACAUGCAUAAACUUACAUUUUUGAUUUCUGCACUUUAUUGUAAUUUCACUUGACAAUAACAAACAGUUGAAGGAGAAAUCCUGUCAUUCUAGGUACUUGUAAGCAAACUGCAAAUUGCUUUCAGGCUGGUGAUUCCUGACCUAUUGUGCCAUUUCACUUUCAAAAUUGCACAAGCUAAAUUUAUUGCUCAGGGUGCCAUUAAUGUUGAGAUGUUCUUUAUUUACAGUAGCAGGUUUAUUAUAAAUUAUUUUUCUGUAUGAUGCCAUAUUUUUCCUGUUCUUCACAUUUGCCUGGUCGUUUUCUUUCCUUAUCUCUGCUUUGCAAAGUAAGCAGCGAAGUCUUGAUACAAUUCUGUACACGCUGAAAUGCUUGAAGCCACGUCUUUGCAAAUGCAUGAACUAUUAUGCACUUACAGUGAUUGCUAGCAUGAGACAAAAGCACAAAAAUGGUUAAAUUAUCUGGACGUAACACUCUUAAUAUAUUGAUAUGUCAUGAGGUUUGUCUUUAGACCUGAUUUGCUUUUUAGCAGAGCUGAAAACAGCUGGCAGGAAGUGAAAAGAUGACAGCAGAAUGUAAAAUGUUACCUUUACAGAGAGUUUAACCACCCAAAGACUUUUUUAAAGGGAACUCUGUUAAUAAUCAAAAAGAUACGCUGAGCUAUUUCUGAUGUUUAUUGAAAUUAACCCAGGGAACUCCAGCGUGACAGUAGAGAUCUUUCAAGGCUUAAAGGGGUUUUUUUUUCAAUUUUGUUUUAAUGGUAACCCUUUUGGCUGCUGCACAUAAACACUUGGUAUUUAAAGGGCGAGUGCCAAACAAUUUGAACAAUACAUUAUUAAUGCAGCGCAUGUAUGUUUGAAGUGUUGCAUUUCUCACAAUGAUUCUGUAUAGAUUUCCUAACAUUCUGUAGGUUUGAAUGAAUAUGAUUGCUCUGCAACAUUGUGCCAUAUUGUAAUUAUUAUUGUAUUCAUAUGUAAUAUUUUUAACAAGGUUGUAUGUGUAAAAAAUAAUUUUUAGUUCUCACACUCCUGAUAGUGUUUGUCUGAUAAAUCAAUGCCAGCAGUGUUUCUUCUGAUUAUUGACUUUCUUUAUUUCAACUUCUUUUAUUGAAUGUACUGCAUGACAUGCAAAAACCUGAUAUGGCAUGUGAUUUCAGCACAGUCUCAUAGUUAUCUUCCUCUUUCAGUGAGGGGACAACUUUCUUUUCCAGUGUUAAACUCAAUUUAACUUUACGUUUAAGUCAUGCGAUAUGUUAAAAGCAGUCACAUUUGGUUUCCCACUGUUAUUAUUUUGCUGCUGUGUUAAAAUAUAUUUGGGCACAAUCUAACCUUAUUGUGUUGAUUUUGACUUGAUUUGUCUCACUAAUAAAUAUAAUACAUUUUAA